AUGCUGCCGAACACGAGAGGUCCAAGGCAGAAUACUAGGAAACUCCUUUCUUCGGAGGUGACCGCGCAGAUCCAGUACCCGGCACCACCAAAGCAGCAGUGGAGGAGACCUACCGACUGUGUGCCAUCAGGAUCGCAUGCUCGUUCCGGACAAUUUCGGAGGACGCGGAAUUGGCGGUCAUCGCUGUCCAUAGCUGAGGGGAAGCUUGCCGCCAGAAGAAGGAGCAUCGAGAAUUGCCAAGCUCGAUGGGACUCUUCUCCGAAAGGCCGGUGGACGCACAGGCUCAUCCCAGACCUAGCGCGGUGGGUAGAGAGGGCGCAUGGCCAGGUGAGCUUCUACCUCAGCCAGGUGCUUAGCAGCCACGGAUGCUUCCGCCAGUACCUAAAGCGCUUUGGCCACGAGGCGGAAGAAUGGUGCCCGGAGUGCGGCUCUGGCAUAGUGGAGGACGCGCAUCACAUUCUCUUCGAGUACCGCAGGUUCGGCCUCGAGAGACAGGAACUGGAGGAAAUAGCGCGAUCUACGAUUAGCGCCGAAACAUUGGUGCCGAGGAUGCUCGGGGACCCAAAAGUGUGGGAAGCGGCAGACACAUUUGCCGCUCACGUCACGAAGACCCUCAGGACUCUGGAGAGAAGGCGGAAGGAGCGGCCGGAGUAG
This is a messenger RNA of Drosophila kikkawai, 654 nucleotides long. The record is from RefSeq and is a predicted model, not a curated record. Lineage: Eukaryota; Metazoa; Arthropoda; Insecta; Diptera; Drosophilidae.